Molecule: messenger RNA, 2413 nt
Organism: Musa acuminata AAA Group (dessert banana)
Lineage: Eukaryota; Viridiplantae; Streptophyta; Magnoliopsida; Zingiberales; Musaceae
Product: NADP-dependent malic enzyme
Exons: 21
Coding region: 228-2186 (652 amino acids)
Biological process (GO): malate metabolic process; pyruvate metabolic process
Cellular component (GO): chloroplast
Molecular function (GO): NAD binding; malate dehydrogenase (decarboxylating) (NADP+) activity
Source: RefSeq, a predicted model, not a curated record
GGAGGUAGGGAGCCCAUGGAUACAUCUUCUUCCUGCUCGAUGAGAACAGCUGAAACGUAGGGAUUUGGUUGCUGCAAACGAGUCAAAAGCAGGCGUUCGUUCGAUCCCAUCGUUUCUCCCUUUCCCACCUAACGAAAAUUGUGCGUGCCAUGGCCUUCUGACGUCCAAAUUCUUCGCUUGAGGAAGAGAAAGCUGUUCAUCUAUGUCUCCUCCCUUUAUUCGGUCUCAUGCAACCAAGCAACGACUUCUUUUGGGGAGGAGAAAGGCUUGGGAACGAAGCAGUCCACCGUCCUACUCUCUGCUUCGUCAUGCUCUCCCUCUUCGUCAACAGCAGCAGCUUCAACGUUCUGAGGAGAGCGGCAGCGGUGCAGUUCGGAGGGAGUAGAAGGGUGGUUAUAGCGAGAGGAGGAAGAGAGGGGAGGGCGGUGAUGGAGAACGCGCGCCAGGUGGAGGCGUACAUGGACCCCACGGCGACGGUGGGCGGUGGAGCCGAGGACGCCUACGGCGAGGAUCGCGCUACCGAGGAGCAGCUCGUCACUCCCUGGACCUUCUCCGUCGCUAGUGGGUAUAGUCUACUAAGAGAUCCACACCACAACAAAGGGCUCGCCUUUACUGAAAUUGAGAGAGAUGCUCACUACUUGCGAGGCCUAUUGCCUCCAGUUGUCCUAACUCAAGAGCUGCAGGAGAAAAAGCUGCUGCACAAUCUUCGCAAAUAUGAAGUUCCCCUGCAGCGUUACAUGUCAAUGAUGGACCUGCAGGAGAGGAACGAGAGGCUUUUCUACAAGCUUCUGAUUGACAAUGUUGAGGAAUUACUUCCGGUUGUAUACACACCAACAGUUGGCGAGGCCUGCCAAAAGUAUGGGAGCAUCUUUCGGCGUCCACAGGGUCUAUAUAUCAGUCUGAAAGAGAAAGGGAAAAUUCUUGAGGUGCUAAAGAACUGGCCUGAGAAGACCAUUCAAGUUAUCGUGGUCACUGAUGGUGAGCGCAUUUUGGGUCUAGGAGACCUUGGGUGUCAGGGAAUGGGAAUUCCUGUUGGCAAACUUGCUCUUUAUACAGCCCUUGGAGGACUCCGUCCAUCUGCAUGCUUACCCAUAACAAUUGAUGUGGGCACAAACAAUGAGCAAUUGCUGAAUGAUGACUUUUAUAUUGGUCUAAGACAAAAACGAGCUAGAGGCCAGGAAUAUGAGGAUCUUCUCCAUGAGUUCAUGUGUGCUGUCAAGCAACAAUAUGGUGAGAAAGUCCUAAUUCAGUUCGAAGACUUUGCCAAUCAUCAUGCAUUCGAUUUGCUUGCAAAAUAUAGCAAGACACAUCUUGUCUUUAAUGAUGACAUCCAGGGAACAGCUUCCGUGGUCCUUGCUGGACUUGUUGCUGCACUGAAGUUGGUUGGAGGGACCUUAGCGGACCAUACUUACUUGUUCCUUGGUGCUGGUGAGGCUGGCACUGGUAUUGCUGAGCUCAUUGCUCUUGAGAUGUCAAGACAGAUGGGUACCCCAAUCGAAAAUAAUCGUGAAAAGAUUUGGCUUGUUGACUCAAAGGGAUUGAUUGUUAGUUCCCGGAUGGAAUCUCUACAACACUUCAAGAAACCUUGGGCACAUGACCAUGAACCUGUUAACAACCUUUUAGAUGCUGUGAAGGCCAUCAAGCCAACUGUGUUGAUAGGAACCUCUGGAGUAGGGAAGACUUUUACACAAGAUGUAGUUGAGGCCAUGGCUUCAUUUAAUGAGAAACCUGUCAUUCUUGCUCUGUCAAAUCCCACAACACAAUCAGAAUGUACUGCCGAGGAAACAUAUACUUGGAGUAAGGGUUGUGCAAUUUUUGCGAGCGGGAGCCCAUUUGAUCCUGUUGAAUAUGAGGGGAAGAUUUUUGUACCUGGCCAGGCAAAUAAUGCUUACAUAUUUCCUGGUUUCGGUCUUGGCUUGGUGAUAUCUGGUGCCAUACGUGUGCACGAUGAAAUGCUUCUUGCAGCCUCGGAAGCUUUAGCCCAGCAAGUGACACAAGAGAAUUUUGACAAAGGACUGAUCUAUCCUCCCUUCAAAAAUAUCCGAAAGAUAUCUGCGCAUAUUGCCGCUAAUGUGGCUGCAAAAGUAUAUGAACUUGGUUUGGCUACUCGUUUUCCUCGCCCGGACAACCUGGUGAAAUAUGCAGAGAGUUGCAUGUACACCCCGGCAUAUCGCAAUUACCGUUGAAUAGGCAAAACAGAAUCUAUCAAUUUUGUAGCAGUCGCAUGGUCAUUACACAUUUGAAAACUAUUGUUCCUUCUAUGAUUGUUGUCUCAAAAGUGUUUUUAGUUCCCGGGCUAUCGACAAUAAAUUAGUAGUUUAGGUGGAUGGAAAUAAAUGUUGCCAUGGAAGCAACGUAAUCUGCACUCAUUGUUCUUUCUUAUAUAGAAGCUUCACAUCUGUGUUAUGUUACU